This is a messenger RNA of Capsicum annuum, 2018 nucleotides long. RefSeq names its product probable WRKY transcription factor 4. Gene Ontology annotation, biological process: regulation of DNA-templated transcription. Gene Ontology annotation, molecular function: sequence-specific DNA binding; DNA-binding transcription factor activity. The transcript has 4 exons. Lineage: Eukaryota; Viridiplantae; Streptophyta; Magnoliopsida; Solanales; Solanaceae. The record is from RefSeq and is a predicted model, not a curated record. Bases 278 to 1741 code for a protein of 487 amino acids.
UCCUUAUUUACGUAUCAAAAAUUAAUGAAGGGUCACGUAACUUUUGUUGGAUUGUAGAAUUUUUCAAGAAAAGCUGUAACCAGUAACAAAAUUCUCAAUUAAUCAAUCAUUCAUUGCUCCGCCCACUGUACAUUCUCAAGAAACAGAAAGUACAACAACAAAUUGUUGAAACAGAUGAACAGCAAAACACAAAGCAUUCUCUGGAUUCUCCUGUCUUUCUUCUCUCCUCUUUAACAACUUUGUCUUCACUGAUAAGUUUAACCUUUCCAAUCGAAAAAUGGGGGAAAAACUGAAAGUUCCAGCAGUUUCAGCACUUCCUGCACUAACAAUUCCACCUAGGGAAACAUUUUUUGGUGGUGGAAAUAUGUCUUAUUUUAGCCCAGGUCCAAUUACCCUUGUGUCCAGCUACUUCUCUGAAUCUGAGCACCCUUCUUUCUCUCAGCUCCUUGCUGGGGCCAUGGCUUCUCCACUAGCAAAACCCCUUUUGACUAAAGAAGAAGAAGCUAAUUGUAAAGAGGGGAAUUUAGGGUAUAAGCAGAAUCGACCGAUGAGUUUAAUGGUGGCUCACUCUCCUUUCUUUACCCCUUUUAGUCCUUCUGGAUUGCUUAAUUCACCUGCCUUUCUUUCCCCACUUCAGAGUCCGUUUGGGAUGUCACACCAGCAAGCCCUAGCACAUGUUACAGCGCAGGCAGCAUUAUCCCAGUCUUACCUACAGGGGACAUCAGCACAAGUAUUAGGGACAUCUGACCUAGACGAAUCUUCUUUACAACCUCAAUUAGAUACUAUGCCGUCAGACCAGCAGAUUAAGAAGUUUGAACUGCCACAGAUUUCUCAAUCUGAGGAAAAGCCAUACCUUAAUUCAGUCGAUAAGCCAGCUUCUGAUGGUUACAAUUGGAGGAAGUAUGGCCAGAAGAUGGUUAAGGCAAGUGAAUGCCCUCGGAGCUACUAUAAAUGCACACAUGUCAAAUGUCCUGUCAGGAAGAAGGUUGAGCGAUCCGUUGAUGGUCACGUAACUGAGAUAACAUAUAAAGGCCAUCACAAUCACGAGCUUCCUCAACCAAACAAACGCAGAAGAGAUAGUGGUGCUCAGGAUGGUUCAGACUGCUCCAAAGCUAACCCUGAAAUUGAAACACAUACUGAGAUAGAAACCAGCGGCUUAAAUGGGGCGCAUCUUGCUCAUUCUGAGCAGGUGUCUACUGAAAGGGCAUCUGAACCUCCAGUUUUGAAGGAUUAUGAUGAAAUUGUGGACACUGCAACAGCAACAGGCAAGGAACAGGAUGAUGAAUCAAAUGUGAAGAGAAUGAAGACAACAGUCGAGACUCCUAUUCUUUUUUCAUCACAUAAAGCGGAAUCAGAAUCCAAGAUUGUUGUGCAGACAAGGAGUGAAGUAGACAUUUUGGAUGACGGGUUCAAGUGGCGUAAGUAUGGGCAAAAAGUGGUGAAGGGGAAUCAUCAUCCGAGGAGUUAUUACCGUUGCACAUAUCCUGGAUGCAAUGUUCGCAAACAUGUUGAGAGGGCUUCAACAGACCCAAAAGCUGUCAUAACAACAUAUGAAGGCAAACACAAUCAUGAAAGUCCCAUUGCUAGAAACAGAAGCCAUAGCGCAGCCCAAGAUAGUACUUGUCAGUUGAACGAGCAAGAGAUUGCAACUUGGAGGCCUUCACUUCAUGAAAAAGUUGCUCUUCAUGCCAAUGAAAUACCAGUGUGUAGGCAGCUGAAAGAUGAACAUAUGGCAGCAUAAUUUGCAUUACUAAAUGGGAAUGGGUGAAUAUUUUUCUUUGUGAGACCAAUAACAGAAAAAAUCCUUCUUGAAACCUUCAUGCUGAUGUAUGCAUCUGUACACUAGUCUCAGAAAUUGUUUGUAAAUCUUAUGGCUACUUGCUAAAGAUGUCUAUACAUUGUUGGUGGAAGGUGUUCUAAUAGUUUGUCCUCAGUAGUAUGAAUUUCUGGGCUUCUCUGUUAAUUCCGGGUGUCAGCCUAAAAAAUUAGUAAUUGCAUUUGAAGAGCUUUUUGGCAAA